AGAGCUCGUGUGCUUGAACGGAUUAACGCGUAGUCUGUGAAUUGGUCCAAGGUGCCAAUACAUACGCGCGCACACUUACACACAAAGGCGCAAGAAGAAGAAGGAGCAGCAGGCGGACCGUGAAAGUGAAUGGGGCUCUUGGGAAUACAAGGGGUGAUGCAAACGAAUGCGAAAAGUGAAAUUAAAUUUCAUCUGCAACUUUGAAGUUGAAAUUCGUAAUCGGAUCGUAGCGGUUAGUAGAGGUGGUGCUAAUGGUGUCGAAUGGUCGGUCGUUAAAGAUAGUCAAAAACAAAAACAAAAACAACAAAUGGAAUAGCAUGAAGCGUACAAGUCUGUUAAUGAGGUGAUUGAGUGUGACAAAAAAAAUUAAGAAAAAUCAUGACUUAACAAAUAUUUCCUAAGUCAUUUUAACGUGAAAAUGGAACUCAAUGCAGAGUCAACUUGCAUUGAAGCAACAACAAAAUAAUUAACUAAAGUAUCAACAGCAGCAGCACGAAGUACACCGUUUCGAAAGCACAAAAUGCCACAACACAACUUCAAUGCGCUCCUCCCAUGACAUAUGUACAAUAAACGAAAAAAAAAACGAAAACACAGGAACAACAACUAAAUCACUCAUCACGCUCACCAUUGGGACUUCACGUAUGACCACCAACUCAGCAAUCACACAACGAAGCACAACAACAAAAACACGAUAAUGUGUAAAACAAAAGGCAGCAACAGUAGCAGAGGUAGAAGAAAAUCGAAUGAGUGCAGCAUCAGUGAGAGUGGCGUGAUAAGCACGCGGCGGAUGGGUUGUUGCACGCUAUUACUUUUAGUCAUACUCACAUUAGUACACAUUCCCAGCGCGAGAUGUAAGCGAAAAGAAAUGGCAGCUGGUCGGCUAGAGAAUGUUACACAAACUAUAUCAAAAAUUCUACAAGGUUACGAUAUACGAUUGCGUCCGAAUUUCGGAGGUGAACCAUUGCAUGUGGGCAUGGACCUCACCAUUGCCAGCUUUGAUGCUAUCUCUGAAGUAAAUAUGGACUACACCAUCACCAUGUAUCUAAAUCAGUAUUGGCGCGACGAGCGACUAGCAUUCAAUGCAUACGGCCCAUACUAUGAUGACGAUGCCGACGAUGAUGGCGUCAAUGAUGUCUUGACGCUCUCCGGGGACUUCGCAGAGAAAAUAUGGGUGCCCGACACAUUUUUUGCGAACGAUAAAAAUAGUUUCUUACAUGACGUCACCGAGCGUAACAAAUUAGUGCGUUUAGGUGGCGACGGCGCUGUCACUUACGGCAUGCGCUUUACAACAACACUCGCCUGCAUGAUGGAUUUGCAUUAUUAUCCGUUGGAUUCGCAGAAUUGUACAGUAGAAAUUGAGAGUUAUGGCUAUACCGUCAGCGAUGUGGUAAUGUAUUGGAAACCCACGCCGGUGCGUGGUGUCAUGGACGCCGAAUUGCCACAAUUCACGAUAAUCGGCUAUGGAACGAACGAUCGCAAAGAGCGUUUGGCCACUGGCAUCUAUCAGCGUCUAUCGCUCUCCUUUAAAUUGCAACGGAAUAUUGGUUAUUUUGUAUUUCAAACAUAUCUGCCAAGCAUAUUGAUUGUGAUGCUUUCGUGGGUGUCCUUCUGGAUCAACCACGAAGCAACGAGUGCGCGCGUCGCAUUAGGCAUAACCACCGUGCUCACUAUGACCACAAUUAGCACCGGAGUGCGUAGUUCCUUGCCAAGGAUAUCUUAUGUCAAAGCCAUUGACAUCUACUUAGUGAUGUGUUUCGUGUUCGUCUUUGCUGCUCUACUCGAAUAUGCAGCUGUCAAUUACACAUAUUGGGGCAAACGGGCAAAGAAGAAAGUGAAAAAGUCCAAAGAUGGUGAAGGGAGAAAAACAGGCAAAGGCGACAAAUCCGAAACGUGUUCAACAGCCGAGGACAUCAUCGAGUUGCAGGAUGUGCGCAUGAGUCCUAUACCCUCACUGCGCAAAGGCAACUACAAUAGCACGCUCGGCUCCAUAGGAACCGAGACUGUGGACCUGGCAAAGUUUCCACCGAGCUUUAGAAUUACACGCAACUAUGGCACGAAUCGUACACAUUUGCGCUAUAGAGGUCAAAAAGGCAAGCCACGCAUGCUGCACGCGCUCAAACGUGGCGCAUCCGCCCUCAAAGCCACCAUACCAAAAAUCAAAGAUGUCAACAUUAUCGACAAAUAUUCACGCAUGGUGUUCCCAGUCAGCUUUUUAGCCUUCAACCUGGGAUAUUGGCUGUUCUACAUUCUGGAAUGAUAGCACCUGAUGACACUUCACGCCAAAUAGGACGAACCCUAGUUAGUGUGUAGUGUGCGAGUAACCAGAACCUGAAAUUCCGAAAUUUCCAAAAGUCAAAGCACAACAACUCAAAUCAAAAUCCAAUACAAAAUUUUUAAGGAGAGAAAAUCGAAUCAAAAAGAAUUUAGUAACAAAAUUCUACUCCAAACAACACACCAACCAAAUGUGUCCCAAGAAUUAGCGCACGAACAAUGGAUGUGAAAAAUGUGAAAUCUAAACAAUUUCUUAGCAAAGGAGCUAGUAAAAUUUGCAAAAUGACCAAACGAGAACCAACCCAAAUUGUGACUAUUAAGAUCCUAAUAAAAGACAAAAAAAACAAAAAAAAAAAUAAACAAAAAAUUAAUAUCAAAGCACGAGUUCAAUG
Messenger RNA from Anastrepha ludens (Mexican fruit fly), 2663 nucleotides. RefSeq names its product gamma-aminobutyric acid receptor subunit beta-like (gene Lcch3). Lineage: Eukaryota; Metazoa; Arthropoda; Insecta; Diptera; Tephritidae. Gene Ontology annotation, biological process: chemical synaptic transmission; signal transduction; regulation of membrane potential. The record is from RefSeq and is a predicted model, not a curated record. Gene Ontology annotation, cellular component: GABA-A receptor complex; neuron projection; membrane. Gene Ontology annotation, molecular function: neurotransmitter receptor activity; extracellular ligand-gated monoatomic ion channel activity; GABA-A receptor activity. The coding region runs from base 695 to 2257 and encodes 520 amino acids. The transcript is spliced from 10 exons.